Messenger RNA from Silurus meridionalis, 3972 nucleotides. RefSeq lists its product as uncharacterized. The transcript is spliced from 4 exons. The coding region runs from base 2386 to 2985 and encodes 199 amino acids. NCBI's taxonomy places the organism in Eukaryota, Metazoa, Chordata, Actinopteri, Siluriformes, Siluridae. The record is from RefSeq and is a predicted model, not a curated record.
AGAGAAUGAUAGCAUAGAAAGCUAUGAGGGGGGGUACGCACAACAUCCGUGUGGCUACAGGUUUGCAUCGCAGACGAAUAGUAGACAUAGCAAAUCAUUUAAAAGUCCAGUUGCAUCUAAUUAAACAAGGGAAUCUGGCGACACUACUGUUUGUUCGGACUGAAAAGGCUUUGGCCCGAUCGGACAUUUCUUGGUAAGAUUGAGGGUCCUUGCUGUGUGAAGAUCUUUUGAACAUUAAAAAAAAAAAAGAAAAUUCAGUGUUUUCCCUCAUUUACAAGACAUUUGUCUACCUCAGGGUUAUCAUAAACUAAUCAGUUCCAUAACUGUUUAAUAUUUGGUGAAGGUCUUACAAGAUGGUAGAUGCAGGUCUAAAUUUUGUAUGUAUUUUUAAAUGAGCGCAUGAUUGUGCUAUUCAUCUGUCCUGCCUAGGUGCAAUGAUGAGCAACUAACUUGUGGUACUACAUGUUUUCAGUUAUGGUUGCUGACCUCGUUAAGGCACUUUCACUCAAAUUACUGGAAACUUAUGUCAUGUUUUUAUUAUAGUCAUGACUGAGACUGAAACUUGUGAAGGUUAUUUGUUUGGUCUCUAUAAAUAUUUCUUAUCUGAUUAUAGGAUUUAUUCAAACUACCAUUGCUGCCCUGAAUAUCACAUUAUAUCAAGCACUUUUGGUCUGUUUUCAAAGCGGGCUAUGGAAUUUCCAAACUGUCUUCAGACAGCGAAUCAUCUCUUUUUUUGCCCCUCAGUCAUCUCUGAAUAGAAUCGGCUGCACAAAUGACUGAAGCCUCAACUGUGCUUGCUCAAAUCGGAACUCUCAUAUCUGGCCAAUGUUUUCCCUCUCACUCCAGAGGCGCAUUGUGCUGAGAGCGAGAUCAGCUGCUGGUUGAGACAUCACAUUAUGCGUUGAAUUGGGUCAUUACCGUUUCUGCAGCUUGUGCUCUAAAUAGGCAUAACUGUAAGAGGGACUGCCCUGUGGCCUCUCGAACCCACUGCUGGUAUUUGUGUUUUAGUGUGUCAUCCUUUGAGGUGCCAUGACCUAUACUGUAUGUGUGUUGAAUAAGUUUUGUUUGGAGGAGGUGUUCAUGUGUGAAUUCAAAAUGAGUAAACCUAAACAAACCUUGCACCCUUUCACCAGCUUUUUAAAGUGCACAGAGAAUUUCUUGUGCGUUUCUUGGAUGAAUAAGUGUGGCAUGAAGAAUGCAGCAGCAUCAUCUGGUAUGUAAAGUCUGCUAAAAUGCCUCGCAUACUCCAAGUCCUGGAGUACCGCAGCACAGUUCACACCUUUUUAGCGUGGGUGGAGAGUAAAAUUGAUGCAGAGUUAUGAGCAAACAAUAAUACAAUUUUAUAUAUAUAUAUAUAUAUAUAUAUAUAUAUAUAUAUAUAUAUAUAUAUAUACACGUAUGUGUAUAUAUAAAAAUCUGAAUACACUUGUCUGACAGUACUUGCUUUUGUAUGUACUUUUAGUUACAAGAAGCAGAGUAUUUCCUGUAUUGCACAUUGGUUUUUUUUUUGUUGUUGUUUUUUUUUUUGUCGUCGUAUCAAGGUGGUCAUAUCUAGGUGAAAGUUUAUGUAUAUUACGUUAUUUUUUUUUAACCACAGCCAUCCAGUCACUGAGGUCACUUCACAUAUGCCUGUGGUGGAAAAUUUAUCCAAUAUAUCUAUAGUCCAAAAUAAAUAAUUUACAUACCCAGGUGGGUAGAUAAUGAUCGUUCCAUGAUCUAGGUACUGCUGUGGAAACCGAGCUGGUUCCUACUGCAAGUUUUAUUUGUAUAUGUUCAUUGCGACUUCUACAGUCACACUGUUCAGCCCACUGGAGUACUUUUUCAAUACUUUUUCAUGAGUUCAAAUCCCCCAAACACCAAGCUGCCACUGCUGAGCCCUUGAGCAAGACCGUUAACCCUCAACCGCUCAGUCAGUCACGCUGGAUAAGGGUGCAUUCUGAAAAUAUGUAAAAUGUUAGAGGAAAUUCAAGAGUCAACUGCUUCUCUGGCUUCUGGUGUAAAUAUGGAAUGCUAAAGAAGUGCUUUAAACAGCAAUUAAUCCAAAACAUCUAAAAAAUAAUAAUUCUUCAGAUAUCCCUGAGAACAGUGUGAGGAUCCAUCAAACAAAUCACAUGGAAUAAACAACACCGGUCCAGCUGCUCAUUCACACAAUCAGCCAAUCAUGGCAUGGCAGCACAAAAUUUUACUGACACUGGUCAGGAACAGUUGAAACUCCUGUUUAGCAGUGGCAUGGUGGUUGUUUCCAGAUGGUUUACACUUUAUAUAUCUAGUGAGGAACAGAUGAAAGAGGUCAGAAAGAAUGGCGAGACUGGUUCGAGUUGACAGGAUUUUGACCAGGAUUAUCAACCAGUCUUUACAACCUUGCGAGAUGUUCCAAUUCUCAUUAUGGACACCAAAGAUCCUGAGGCGGACAGGUUGCACGGACACGCGGCUGUAGGCUUGGAGGCGCGCGGACAGAGGAAGCUGCCGAGGCUGCUGUUCACUCACAGCGUCCUGACAUGCGCGUGCGCCGCGCUCUGCAUGUACACCAUCUACAUAGUCCACCGCGACGCCCGGCCAAAAACACCACCGCUUGUGGACAAAGGGAUAUACCUGAGCAUGUUGAAAGCAGCAGCUUCAAACUCCAGCCCUUACCUGAACUUCACUGUGACCUGGAACAAUAGUCUGAAGCUUGAGCAUGGCAGUGAGGUCAUUGUGCCUCUGGCAGGCCCCUAUGUUUUCUACAUCUGUGUUCAUGUGGAAGGCAAUGGCACCAAAGGCAACCUGACUCUGUCACAGGGCCAAACAAAAUUCUCCUUUGAACUGAUAGCCCAACAAGGCAAAAAGUGUGUGAGACACCAGACAGUGAUUAGCCUAUACGAAAACGAGAAGGUCACCUUCACUUUCAGUAACACAAUUGAGCCAUAUCUCUACCUGGAUGAUCUCCGGGUUGGCCUACACUACUUGCUGGGAGCCCAAGAAAAUGAUACUCCAGAAUAUGACUGACAAGCCUAAAGGAAUUAUUAUUCUAUGCCAAGUUUUCCAUACCCUGCUCAAGUUAAAACAUAAAGAAUUUGGUUAUGGAUUAUUUCUUAUUAACACUGAACAUUUGCCUCACAGCUAAUUUACAUGGUGUUAAGUUAGUAUCAGGCUGAAUGUGUUGUCUGUUGCUUAUAUGUACAUUUACACUGGACCGAUGGAUGCCCAUUAGGCCAACAGUAACAACAAAACAGAACACAUUAUUAAAUGGAAAUGGGAAAAGACAUUCCUACUUUUCAGAACAGAAUAUAUUUGAAGUUUCAUUUAAAUAAGCUGCAGAUUUAGUUUUUAUGAGCAGUAGCUCUAAUUUAUUGGCACAGCUUAUUUGGUUUUGAGGCUUAUUGCCAUUUUGUGACAUCUGCAUCAUAUUGUUACAGUAUGUAAUUGAAAUCUGUUGGUAUGGUUUGCAUUUAUUAGAACAUAUUUCUAGCCUCAUUUUGAAAUGAAUACAAGUGUUCAGUUGGGAAUUAUUUGUAAGCUGGGAAGGCUUGGAAAAUGGCUAAUUCUUUACUGUAUAAUGCAACAAAGCCAUGCCGAAAUGUAUUCUAUAAUAGAAAAUAUGUAAAUCAAUACCAUGUUAUGUAUUAAAGUUUACACAUAUAUAGAUGGAUGAAUGUAUAUUUGAGUUUAUAUUUAAUAGUAUUUGCUUGCCUACUGAUUUUUAAGGCUGUUUUAAAGCUUUGCACUUACUAUAUUAAUUGAAAUGAUGAUAAUGUUAAUGUUAACAUGGCAAUGUUCUCAAUGUUUAUUUUAUGACACAUGGAUUUAUUUACACCAAAUAUUAUAUAACUGGUAACGAAUAUCCAAAGUGCUAAAAAAAAUAUGGAAGGAAAUAUUUAAAUAACUGAACACUUGUUAAAAAUCACUAAUUCCAUGUUCUAUUUGAUCCAAAUUUUGUAUAUGAUUUGUUUUGUCUCUAAAUACUUUAUUUACAUAGCAAAUUUUGCACCUCAU